Penicillium canescens is the source of this 828-nucleotide messenger RNA. RefSeq names its product putative TIM barrel metal-dependent hydrolase. The record is from RefSeq and is a predicted model, not a curated record. Lineage: Eukaryota; Fungi; Ascomycota; Eurotiomycetes; Eurotiales; Aspergillaceae. Gene Ontology annotation, molecular function: hydrolase activity. The transcript has a single exon. The coding region runs from base 1 to 828 and encodes 275 amino acids.
AUGCAUGUCGUGGAACCAGACCGGUUUCCUGUGUCCCCAACCGCCGUAUACAAGCCAAAUCCGCAUUCUCUGGCCGAAGCUUUGGCCUUUGAAUCCUCCCUAGGCAUCGAAAAUGUGGUUUUUGUGCAGCCUUCAGUUUACGGAACGGACAACUCAUGUCUAUUAGAUGCCCUACAGAAAACAGGCCCGUCUCGCGGCCGAGGCGUGGUGGUUGUCGAUCCUUCCACCGUCCAACGUGAUACGGUGGAACUGUGGCAUUCUCUGGGGGUACGCGGACUGAGAAUCAACCUCAAGUCCGUAGGAAAAGUGAUGGAUAAGGCUGAGCUGGAAGAGACAUUGCUCCAACAUGCUGAGAUUGCCCGGCCACAUAACUGGAUCAUCGAAGUUUAUCUCCCCCUCAAGAUGGUCUCAAUGAUCGAAUCGAUUCUCCCUCGACUAGGUGUGCGGAUCUGCAUCGAUCAUUUUGGCAGCCCGGAGCUUUUGUCAUGGGGUCAAGAUACUUCGUCAUUCAACCCCUACGCCCUUGAGGGAUUUUCGUCAUUGAUCUCGCUCUUACGUGGCGGGAGGACAUAUGUCAAGGUAUCAGCUCCUUAUAGGCUCAGUCAAGAUCAUGAAAUGCGCGAUCUUCAGAGUAUGGCGCGAGAGUUUUUGUCUGUUGCACCGGACCGGGUCAUCUAUGCCACAGAUUGGCCACACACUCGUUUUUCUGGAGUUGAUAUCAACCCAUUCACCGAGUGUUGCUUGAACCUUUGUGCAACCACGCCGGGGUUAGCGGAUCGGCUAUUUCGCAGGAAUACCGAGGAGAUGCUUGGGGUAAUCUCCGAUUGA